This is a messenger RNA of Pararge aegeria (speckled wood butterfly), 2034 nucleotides long. RefSeq names its product zinc finger protein chinmo (gene chinmo). Gene Ontology annotation, molecular function: protein binding. The record is from RefSeq and is a predicted model, not a curated record. Gene Ontology annotation, cellular component: nucleus. The transcript has 7 exons. Gene Ontology annotation, biological process: regulation of transcription by RNA polymerase II. NCBI's taxonomy places the organism in Eukaryota, Metazoa, Arthropoda, Insecta, Lepidoptera, Nymphalidae. Bases 1 to 1332 code for a protein of 443 amino acids.
AUGGUCAAAAAUUAUAAAGUCCGUGGGGAUUUACGAGGUUCCCGGGCCAACAGGGCAGGUAUCCGAGGCGGCCCGGGUAUGGACUCCCAGCAGCAGCAGUACUGUCUGAAAUGGAACAGUUUCGGCUCCAACCUGGCCACCUCGUUCGCGAACCUCUGGAACUCAGAGAGUCUCGCCGACGUGACAUUGUACUGCGAAGGUCGCCAGUUCAAGGCACACAAGGUUAUCUUGGCGGCUUGCAGCAAGCACUUCCAGGAGUUGUUUGACACGGCACCGCCCAGCCAUGCUGGCGCCUGCUACGUGUUCCUCGAGGCGACUACAGCCGACAACAUGCAGGCCCUCCUCGAGUUUAUGUACAAGGGAGAGGUGCACGUCAGUCAGGAUGCGCUUUCCAGCUUUCUUAAGAGCGGAGAGAACUUGCAGGUCAAGGGACUUUCAAUGGAAAUGUCCAACGAUGCUUGGGUGAAGCAACAAACACAGCAAUCUACAGAGCGUCACCAGGCCCGCGUUAAGACGAGUCCAGUUUCCGGGUCUGGGACUUGCGACGUCCAAGAUUCUGCCCAGCCUCAACCCCAUCCAACAACAUUCGCCGCAAUGCCGUACGGUUACCCAGGGUCUGGAGCCAUGGGCCGUUACGCCCCACCAGCCCAUUUGCCCAUACACUCGACUACGCACCGCAGACCAGCUCAACCCAAACCCUCGCCGUCUCAGAGUCCACACACUAGGAACUACAGGCAAAGUUCAUCAUCGUCUCACUGUGGAAGUGUUGCUGACGAGCCCGACACCCGUUCUUCACCGGGUGCCGGUGCAAGAUACGAAGAAACGACCCCUGAAUGCACGUCAACUCUCGCCAACCCAGUCAAGAACAACGGAUAUGAACGAGCCGCCUCAGCUAAUGACGAAAUGAUGGAACGCUUGUCGAACGACCAAGGCGCGGAAGAUUUACGGGUGAAAAGUGAAAAUGACUUCAAUGCCAGUGGAUAUAACAACUCACCACCCCCUGCUGUGCCCAUACCGACGACAAACUAUCACGACAAGACAAACGACACCUCGCCCGUACCUCCCAAACCGAGCCCCGACAACAUCUGGCCAACGAAACUGAUCACGAGCAAGUCCGGCGGAAUCGCUACUGCUGACGGUAAAAAAUUAAAGUGCCCAUACUGCGAGCGAUUGUACGGAUACGAGACUAAUUUGCGCGCGCACAUCCGACAGCGGCAUCAAGGUAUACGCGUGCCCUGCCCGCACUGUUCGCGCACGUUCACGCGCAACAACACAGUGCGGCGUCACAUCGCCCGCGAGCACCAACGCCCUCUGGCUAAUCAUACGCAGUAAACCUGUCUUUUUAGUUUUUAACUUUUAUCAACCGAUCUACCUCUGCUCUUUCCGACGCACGCGGGUGAUGCUGCGCGAUUUUCAUAAACGCAAAACGAGAAUAAACUAUCGAAUUUAAGUAGAAUUUGUAAAUUCGACAGUCUGUCUAUGCGUUGGUGAAUUCGUGUCUCGUUUUUUUUUAGUCAGAACGGGGGUCCCCCGUGCGUCUCUACUCUUUGUAACUUGCGUACAAUUUAAUACCUCGUUGAUGCAUAUUUUGUAACAGUAAUCUACCUCAAAAAUUGAUCUUAAGAUUUUUUAAGAUUUUGGAAUUUUGCGAUAAUUGUUACUUAAUUUAAUAUUCACGUGUAACUCGGAAUGGUUGCUCAGUGCUCGUAUGUCUGGUAAGUGUUUUAAACAUAUUGUACCUUUAUUAUUGCACCCUCAUCGCGUUUACGUACCUUAUUUUGACUGUGAGAUGAAGUUACCUUUGUUAGAAGAUUUAUUUUGAGCUCUCGGUUGAGUAUGACAUAGCUUUUAUUAUACUAAACUGAGCUAGGGAAUCUUAUAAAUGAUGUUGAGACUGAUGGUCACAGGCUUUAGUGUAUGUAAAUAAUAGGAGAAUGUUUAACGCCUUGGCCUAGGUUGAGACAUGCGUUUGACGUCGCACGGUGGCAAAAUAAUUCUACAACUAUACUUUUAUUUACACUAUUUUAUUCUAUA